Puntigrus tetrazona (Sumatra barb) is the source of this 1663-nucleotide messenger RNA. RefSeq names its product radial spoke head component 1 (gene rsph1). Gene Ontology annotation, biological process: axoneme assembly; spermatid development. Gene Ontology annotation, cellular component: nucleus; motile cilium. The coding region runs from base 683 to 1405 and encodes 240 amino acids. The transcript has 8 exons. The record is from RefSeq and is a predicted model, not a curated record. NCBI's taxonomy places the organism in Eukaryota, Metazoa, Chordata, Actinopteri, Cypriniformes, Cyprinidae.
UUAAAAAUGAAAAACGUACACUAAAAUCAAGCAAGAGGAGUCAAAAGCAACUUUAUGAUUACUGUUUCCCAAUCGUUGUGUGUGGACUUUUGUAAAGUAAUAAGAAAUAUUUGUAACUUUUUGCAUUUGUCUCCAACGUCCCGAUUCAACUUAAAGCAUUGGUAAGCACGUUUUGAUAAGAACCAUUCAGCGAAGUGUAUCCAUCGAUGAAAAGUGAGAGAUACAGUAAAAAAAGUAAAUACUAUAUAAUAUUAUACUAAAAGUAUUUUGUGUUUCGUUUAUAUUAACGCGUCAGAGCACUGCCUUUCACUUCGUUCCAAUACAAAUGUAUUUAAUGUAUUUUAGAUAGAUUUAUUUAUUGGUUUAAUAACAAACAAACACAAUGUAGGAAAUACAAGAAAUAUAAGGUAGUGUCUACAGUUCAAAGUAUGCGCAACAGAUGAUAAUAAUAAUAAUAAUAAUAAUAAUAAUAAUAAUAAUAAUAAUAAUGAGAGUAAAAUUAACAUAUGCAUAUAAAAAUAAUGAUACAAAAGUAGGAUAUAAAGUUGUGUAUGAGAAAGUGUUCUUGGUCGGAAGUUGUUUUGCGCGUGCCCGUUCCUCACGCGCGUCGCUAUGGUAACAGUAAACAGUCCCGAAGCCGCCGCUCUGUCGUUGUUCUCCGCUCAUCGGUCUCUGGUUCAUCAUGUCAGACGUUGGCUCUGAAGAGUUUGACGAAGAGCAAGGCUCUCUGGGGGAGUAUGAAGGAGACAGAAACGAAGCUGGAGAGAGACACGGACACGGCAAAGCUGUCCUGCCGAGUGGAGACACUUACCAAGGAGCUUAUGAAAACGGCAAGAGAAGUGGCCAGGGGACAUACAAGUUCAAGAAAGGGGCCAGAUACAUUGGAGAAUGGUACAUGAAUUUAAAACAUGGACAGGGUUUGUUUUAUUACCCGGACGGCUCUAAAUAUGAAGGAAGCUGGGUGGAUGACCAGCGGCAGGGUCAUGGUGUUUACACAUACCCCAAUGGAGACACGUAUGAUGGUGAAUGGCUACACCACCAAAGACAUGGGCAGGGUACAUACACACAUCACGAAACUGGGUCUCAGUACAUGGGCACAUGGGUCAUGGGAAAGAUGGAGUCCGCCGGGGAGCUGAUCCACCUGAACCACAGAUAUCAGGGCAACUUUGUCAAUAAUAAUCCGUCUGGUCCGGGGAAGUACGUCUUUGACAUUGGGUGUGAGCAGCAUGGAGAGUAUUUCCAGUUAGAGCCGGACAAGGGAGAAGCGGAGGAAGAUGAGACUGUCGUAACCACCACCUUAAAGUGGAAACCCAAGGCAGUUACCGGGCUUUCCGUCUGGACCGAUGAGAAGGAUUCUGCCUCCUCAGGUGCUCCCCUAUCCAGUCCUGAAUAUCAAACACACUGAUCUGAUGAUGUACCGUUGCGUCGUUUGUGGUCACCUUCUCUCACCUUUUCUAUUCACAGCUAUAUCAAGCCAAGAUGGAAAAGUGAGAAAGACGUACACACAGUGAGAAACACAGAAAGAAAGAAAUAAAGGAGCACGUAUCUGACUUCUCAUGAUUAGCGACAGUGGGAUCCUAUAUCAGCCCGAGACUUUCUGAUUGUACAUUAUCAUGCUUAUUACAUGACUUCUUGACAAAUAAAUAAACGGACAUUAACUGUU